Brassica napus (rape) is the source of this 1278-nucleotide messenger RNA. RefSeq lists its product as uncharacterized. The record is from RefSeq and is a predicted model, not a curated record. Lineage: Eukaryota; Viridiplantae; Streptophyta; Magnoliopsida; Brassicales; Brassicaceae. The transcript has 2 exons. Bases 1 to 1278 code for a protein of 425 amino acids.
AUGACGCAGCAAGACGCUGCCCAAAAGGCGACGACCGAACAACUCGUCGCCAUCGCCGCCAUUCUAGCUCCGCUGGCCGGAGGCUCAGGAGAUCCGGCUACGACGGUCCGAAAACAACUGUUCGACACUUACCGAACAGCCAGUGCCGGAAACCCAGCAAACACAAGUGCCGUACAGGUCCAAACUCCCGGCGGCGUCGACCUCGUUACCGUCCAGGAACUCGCUGAGCUUAAGCAAUCAGUCCUGGACAUGAAAGACCGAAUGCUCGAAGGACCUACUUCAGCGCCGCUGAUCGAACGUGUCCUCGCCGAAACCUUAAAAACCCCAUUUUCCUGGAAGAUCACCGACGUACGUUACCGGCCGACCGAGAAAAUUCGCCUUCCGACUUACGCCGGAAAGGCAGACCCAACCGACCACAUCACUGCUUUCAACAUCACGUUGGGCCGAACCAACUUCUCUGAAGAAGAAAGAGACGCUGGCUACUGUCGUCUCUUCGUGAAAAGUCUUCAAGGACCAGCCCUCGGAUGGUUCACUGGAUUGGAGCGCGACUCUAUCAACAAUUUCCACGAUCUGACGACUGCGUUCCUCAAGCACUACAUCAUGUUUACAAGACAAAGAGCAACUCUGUCCGAUUUAUGGAAUCUAUCUCAAGGACCGAGCCAAAGCCUCCGCGACUUCAUGGAAAAAUUCAAAGCAGUCGCCUCUAAAGUCCAAGUCCCCGAUAGUGUUGCCGUCGACGCAUUGAUGAACACUCUCUAUUUCAAGUCCUUGUUUCGCGAGGAUCUCUACAGAAAUCCAACCACUUCGCUCCAGGACGCAAUCGCCAGGUCAAACAACUUCAUCCGAAUGGAAGAAGACACAACGGCGAUACUUAAGAAACUGAACACGGCAACCAAACCGGCAACUGUCCCCAAAGCUCCUGAGGCACGCCAGGAACCUCACAAAAACGCGUCCCCGCAGCCCACUGUCGUUGUACGCGAAAAAGGUUGGAAUGUCUGGGAAAACGACGAAAAGCCGCAAACCUCAUCGACACCUCCGGCGUCAAGUCCUGGACCAGCUGAGUCAAACAUGUGGUGUAGCUUCCACAAGUCUAAGGCACAUGAUACAAGGAACUGCAGGCAUUUGCUAGACGCCCUCUUCUCGUCGUACGAAAAGGGAACGUCAAACGUCGAACUCCCUAAGCCUAGGCCCAACGGCACCAAGAGUUUGAGCAAAAGCAAAGAAAAGAAAACUCACAAGAAUCAGGAUAAGUCCGAAAACCGGCCGAAGCAUACUUAG